UGCGCGUAUUUAGUUACGAAUCAGUAGUGAACAAAUUUAUCAAUCUAAGAAGUUGUAUAUGAUAUGAUAUAUGUAGGAGGAUAUGCAGCUAAAGUGUCUUCGAUUGACUUAAGGAAAAUGUAUUUAUGAAGGACAAUUCAAGUGUUAUAAACCUGGAUGCUACAUUUAUUAAAUCGGGUUGUUUUGGGAUAUUACGUUUUAUGAGGCUUAAUCUCUAAUCAGGAAGUGAUAUUUAACUUCUCAAACGUGACCGUGACCAUUCUCAGUCACAAUCAGGACCAAAGUUCACGUACUAGAGAGUGACCAAGUAAGAUACUAGAUAGAUACCACACACGAUACUACUUAGUGACUACACAAGAUACUACACAAUGACCCAACAAGAUACUACCUAGUGACUACCCAAGAUACUACCUAAUGACCCAACAAGAUUCUACCUAGUGACCGCACAAGAUCCUACCUUGUGACUACGGAAGAUACUACAUAGUGACUACCUAGUGACUACACAAGAUACUAGCUAUAGACCACACAACAAGACUGCUUUGUGACCGUACAAGAGACUACAUUGUGACCGUACAAGAGACUACAUUGUGACCGCACAAGAGACUACAUUAUGACCGUACAAGAGACUACAUUGUGACCGCAAAGGAAACUACAUUGUGACCGCACAAGAGACUACAUUGUGACCGCACAAGAGACUACAUUGUGACCGCACAAGAGACUACAUUGUGACCGCACAAGAGACUACAUUGUGACCGUACAAGAGACUACAUUGUUACCAUAAAAAAGACUACUUUGUGACCGUACAAGAGACUACAUUGUGACCGCACAAGAGACUACAUUGUGACCGCACAAGAGACUACAUUGUGACCGCACAAGAGACUACAUUGCGACCGUACAAGAAACUACCUUGUUACCAUAAAAGGGUUGAAGUAGUGACCAUACAAAAGACUACCUAGUGACCACGCAAGGUACAGGCUAGAGACCGCACAAAAGACUACCUGGUGACCGUACAAUGGACUACUUAGUGACCGCACAAGCGACUACUUAGUGACCAUGCAAGGUACAGGCUAGUGACCGCACAAGAGACUACCUAGUGACCAUGCAAGGUACAGGCUAAUGACCGCGCAAGAAACUACCUAGUGAGCACAUUAGAUACUAUAAAAGUAACCCGCUGGGUUACCAAAGCGUCUCAACCGUAUGUGAAUAUACGUUUAAUAUAACUUCACAAUCUAAACUGAUCAUGGAACGCAACUCUAUGCAUAAGCCAGAGACGAACAGCUUAAACUAUUUUAAAUGACCACAACUUAUCAGGUACUGAAAGUGUACGUACUUAAUGCUUAACAGUGAAUGUACAAACGCUUAUAUUGGGCCUAAGCUGGGAAAAAACGUCAUACUCCGAAAAUUUACCACGCUUCGUCAUAACCGGAAGUGACAGAUGGGUAGCGGUUGUCACGGGACGCUGGUUGGCCACCGAAAGUUGGGUGGCGACCGAUCGGCCGGCGGCACCCAGGUGACGCUUCUGGCGGUCGGCUGUCUUCUCUGGGUCUCCUUUGCUCAAACAUCCGGAUUCCAAGACAAAAUGUGGACAGAUGCUCACAAUGCAUGCCGAACGACGAAUACAACCUUGCCCGAAAUGUAUCUAGGGAGCACCCCAAAGGAAAGGAUUCGACUUGUUGGGUCUACAGGGCCUCUUUGGCUGAUGGGAUUAGAAGUAGUCGGACGAGUGAAUGGGGACGGGAGGUGGCAUGGCGUCCUUUACCUGAACUCAACAGAUAAAGCAAAUGUGGUUUGUGGGGGUGAUGUUACUGGCCAGAUAACAUAUGCUGAUGCGAAAAGAACGUGUAGCGAUAAAGCUCCGAUGUUGAGCGUAACGGCAUCCAACAUAUCGCAUACGGCGCAGGAGCGCGAUCAAUUAAACUCCAGUCUUUGGAUCGACACCAUUGACCCUGGCGAGUUUAUAAACGCUGAUGGCACGGAUGUUCAGAUUCUCUGCUACAUUCUGACAGAGACAGGGGAAAUUCAGACAGACAACUGUACAAACAGUCACCCCUUCAAAUGCGUUAACGGCAGUCUAGCGCCUGUGGUGCGGUACUUUGGGAACAAAACAUUCCCGUUUAAGCGCUACUCUUCCCACACGACACACGGAGGAAUGGAUAAAAAUUUGCUUAUUCCGCUGGUCUGCGCCGGGGCAGUUGUCCUUCUUGCUGUUGUGAUCGCCGUCUGCCGCUGUUGUUGUCGCCAAAAUAGGCAUGGAAAAAGCGGGUCACCAAAUUUGGCCGAUAACUACUCGGAAACCGCCGAUUCCGUCACGUUUAACGCGUUGAAAUCGUCGGAAGCCAACGACUACGCCACGCCAUCAGACGCGCUUUUAGGAGGCGGCCCAAAGACAGCUCGUUCCAGGUCGUCUCUGAUUGAGGGCGAAUACGAUGUUUUGCAACAGGGGAACACACAAACAGAUAAACCUAAACGAGAGGUGGCGAAAGUGAACGCUUAUAAUCACGUGACAAUUGUGCCGCCCAAUCAGGAUCGAGCGAGUGGAUCAAAGGAGGGCGAAAAUGAAUAUGACGUGUCAACCUUACAUAAACAGACGAACAUUGUUGUUGAUCCAGAAAAGGGGUCCGGAAAUGUUUAUGGUCACGUGGAUAUUAGAUAGUAUUAAGGCCAGAAAACAAUAACUGUCUGUUUCCGAUUUCAUUGCCCCCCAAAAUAAGGAUAGGUCAGGAUUUUUGUACAUUUUUUUAUUUUAAAUUGCAUGUAAAUUUGUUUCUGAAUAUCAUUACAUUACACACUUAAAACUGUUACCAUUUUGUCUAGGUAUCGUUCACUAAAGCGCUUUAUAAAAACUACACAUUUACGCGCUUUUUCGAAGCAAUGCACUAUCGAAAAGAUAAGCUAAAAAGAAGAACAAAUACACAGUCAGAAAAAAUGUACCGAUAUCAAUACAGUAAAACUUCUGUAGCUCGAAAAGGCGAUAACUCGAACAGGCGAUACUUCAAGACCUGAGGAUUGGUCGAUUACGGGGCUAAGUCCCGACCCUUCAUCCUUCUAUUUUCAUAUUAAAUAUUAUAUGCAAAAAUAAGGUCCGGCGGGAAAAGUAAAAGAAGGUCGGGAAUUCGGAAAAAACUUUUUGUAUUCAGAAAGAAAGUGUAUCUGUGAAAUGUGUGCGAUGUAAUUUUGUUAACAUUGUCUAAACAAUAUUUGUAUAAAACUAUAAACUGUUUUGAUACCUUUGAUAAAAGAGCAUUAUAUGUUUAGUUGGAGUUUUCAUCGAAAUAUUCCGGUUAAUAAAUUGGCGAAAACUGUA
Mya arenaria is the source of this 3304-nucleotide messenger RNA. RefSeq lists its product as uncharacterized. NCBI's taxonomy places the organism in Eukaryota, Metazoa, Mollusca, Bivalvia, Myida, Myidae. The record is from RefSeq and is a predicted model, not a curated record. The coding region runs from base 1436 to 2653 and encodes 405 amino acids. The transcript has 7 exons.